AUGCGUUCCUCGAUUCAUCGUGGCCUGCUGUUGGCCUCCCUCACUGCGCCUGUCGUGUCUGCUGAGCGCGUGUUGGGUGCUUAUAUCUAUGCCCGUCAUGGUGACCGAACUGCGAAAGUUUUUGGCAAUACUCAACUGACAGACCUGGGUUAUUACGAGGUCUUCGCGGCUGGAUCCGUGUAUCACGACCUCUAUGUCGACUCAAGCUCGGAUAAGCAGAUUGAGGGAAUCAGUGAUCCUAUCGUGAACGCAAAGCAGAUCAAUGCUAGCGCUCCCUCGGAUGCGGUGCUGCAGAACUCGGCAACUGGUUUCCUGCAGGGCGUCUAUCCCCCCGCAUCAACAGCCGCUAACACUACGCUGGGGAAUGGCACCGUGGUCGACUCGCCAUUGGAUGGUUACCAGCUCAUCCAGCUACAAAGCACCGCUUCGGGCUCCAAUAGCGAGGAUUCCAGCUGGUUGCAAGGCUCGAGUGACUGCUCCAAGGCCACUGUGAGCAGCGACAACUACUAUAGCUCGGAGGCUUACAAUGAUAUCCUCAAGUCCAGCGCGAGCUUCUAUGAGUCACUCUCUCCAGUCCUGAACAGGACUUUCUCGGCGGCUGAUAUCAGCUUCGAAAAUGCCUACACUAUCUACGACUAUUUGAAUGUGGGCUAUAUUCACAACUCAUCUGCGACAUUCCCCGGAAAGUCAGAGUACAUGACCGACGCGAACCGCGUGCAGCUACUAUCGCUUGCUGGAACCCACGAGUGGAACCUGGCAUACAAUGCCUCCGACCCAGUCCGCGCAAUCAGCGGUGCCGUUAUUCUCGGUGAGAUCAUGUCCAGCUUUGACGAGAUCAUCGAUUCGAAGGGUACGAAGUCCAUUCUGAAUGUGCAAUUUGGAUCGUACGGAACUAUCAUGUCCUUCUUCGGUUUGAUGCAGAUGCCUGCUGCCUCGCCCGACUUUUACGGUAUCCCAGACUAUGCCUCGUCUAUGGUCUUUGAGCUCGUGACCAAUGCUACUGGCACCGACUUCCCCUCCAGUGACAAGAUCAGCGUGCGCUUCGCAUUCCACAACGGCACCAUGACCGGCUCGGCUAAACCUACAGUCUACCCUAUGUUUGGUCAAACUAGCGAUGUUCUCUCCUACUCCGACUUUAGCGCACACAUGGAGAAGGUCGCCAUUACUUCCACUAGCCAGUGGUGUGAUAUGUGCGGCAACACUGACGGCAGCUGUGCAACAUCGAGCGCAUCCAGUUCUUCUGCUAGCUCCUCGAGCACCGAGAGUUCCGGUGGUAUGUCCCGGGCCGUGGCUGGUGUAAUUGGUGCCAUGGUGACGCUUGCUGUCAUACUUGGAUUGGAGGCUCUUUUCUUCCUGGUUGGCGGAUUCCGCAUCGCUAAGCGAAACAAGGGUGGUCCUGAGAUGGUCACUGCCUCUACCGUGGAAGCAGACAAGAAGUCCUAG
Penicillium longicatenatum is the source of this 1443-nucleotide messenger RNA. RefSeq lists its product as uncharacterized. Lineage: Eukaryota; Fungi; Ascomycota; Eurotiomycetes; Eurotiales; Aspergillaceae. The record is from RefSeq and is a predicted model, not a curated record. The transcript has a single exon. Gene Ontology annotation, biological process: dephosphorylation. The coding region runs from base 1 to 1443 and encodes 480 amino acids. Gene Ontology annotation, molecular function: phosphatase activity.